Molecule: messenger RNA, 457 nt
Organism: Oncorhynchus masou masou (cherry salmon)
Lineage: Eukaryota; Metazoa; Chordata; Actinopteri; Salmoniformes; Salmonidae
Product: cytosolic 5'-nucleotidase 1A-like
Exons: 3
Biological process (GO): adenosine metabolic process; nucleotide metabolic process
Cellular component (GO): cytoplasm; cytosol
Molecular function (GO): 5'-nucleotidase activity; nucleotide binding; magnesium ion binding
Source: RefSeq, a predicted model, not a curated record
AGGAUGAAUCUUGACCCUGUUCAGGUGAUGACGGGGCAGUCUAACCCAAAGGACCCGACGGCUGCCCCUGUAACUGCCUCGUCAAAUGGAGAUGGCAAAGGAGCCUGGGAAGAGAAAGAGGAGUUUGACCACCUGGGUCUCACCACAAAACCCCUACUGCCCAAGCCUGAGAAUGCCGUGACCAUUGCGGUGUCAUCCCGGGUCCUGUUCCGUACUGAGACGGAGCAGAAGGUGUAUGAGCAGAAGGGGGUAGAGGAGUACCUAAGGUAUCAGGUGGAGCACGAGAGCGAACCCUUCGCCCCAGGACCAGCCUUCUCCUUCGUCAAGGCGUUGGAGGCAGUGAAUGCCCGUCUGAGAGAACUGUACCCAGAGAGUGAAGAACUGUUUGACAUCGUCCUGGUAACCUAUAACCACGCCCAUGUAGGAGUCAGACUCAUCAAUACCAUCAACCAUCACA